UUCUGCUUUUCCGGUUUAAAUUCAGUAAAGUGACAUGAAGAGACAGCAGUAGUGUGAGUUUCGUGUUUUGUUGAUCUCUACGCUGCGUUAAUCAUCCAUGGAGUAAACGGAGACUUGAGUUUUGCACUAAUUAACUCGCUAGUUCUGCAUUAAUAAACUUUGUUUAAGCAUUGGAAUCACUUUUACUCGUAAUUGAUUGUUUUUAAUUACGUUUUAGCAGUUAAUAGAAAGAACCGUCAAUCUGGGUUGUGUUCAAAGCAUUGUUAAUUCGCGCUCCUUUCAAGUUGAAAAAGGUUCUGUUAAUGUUGAAACUUCCCGUGACCAAAAGAAAGUUUGUGCCUUCCGAUUAAAUAUGAAUGAAAAUAACGAAACUAUUGCUUCUCCACGAUGUCUUGAAUUACUGAAGGAAUCACUUCAACAUUUGGAAAAGCAGCCUAAGGAAGAAUCCUGUUAUGUUUUCAUCAUUCUUGGUGCUUCGGGUGAUUUGGCAAAGAAGAAAAUUUAUCCAACCCUUUGGGCUCUUUUUCGUGAUGGAUUAUUGCCAGGAAAAACAAGAUUUGUUGGUUAUGCUAGAAGUAAUAUAACAGUUGAAGAAAUCAGAAAAAAGUGUGAACCAUACUUAACAAUUAAAUCCGACCAAGAAGGAAAGCUUGACGCCUUUUUCAAACUGAAUGCAUAUGUUCAAGGCUCAUAUGAUAAAGCUGAAGAUUACGUAAAGCUGAAUAAGGAACUAGACAAACAUUCACCUGCCAACAGACUAUUUUAUUUGGCAUUACCUCCCACCGUGUUUGCUACUGUAACAGAAAAUGUCAAGCUGAAUUGCAUGGCCCCAAAAGGGUGGACUAGAAUUAUUAUAGAAAAACCAUUUGGAAGAGAUAGUGAUAGUUCAGCAGAAUUAUCUACACAUCUUGCAUCAUUGUUCAAAGAAGAAGAAAUUUAUCGUAUUGAUCACUACCUUGGAAAAGAAAUGGUGCAGAACUUAAUGGCUCUUAGAUUUGGAAACCGAAUUUUUGGUCCUAUUUGGAACAGAGAAAAUAUUACUAGCAUAAUGAUUUCUUUUAAAGAACCCUUUGGUACCCAGGGCAGAGGAGGCUACUUUGAUGAGUUUGGAAUUAUCAGGGAUGUGAUGCAAAAUCAUUUGCUGCAAAUUUUGUGUUUAGUUGCUAUGGAAAAACCUGUAACAACAUCUGCUGAAGACAUUAGAGAUGAAAAAGUGAAAGUUUUGAGAUUUGUACCAGAAAUCAAAUAUGAAAAUGUAAUUUUGGGACAGUAUGUUGGUGAUCCUAAUGCAGAGGGUGAUGCAAAAUUGGGUUAUUUGGAUGAUGAUACUGUACCUAAAGAUUCAGUUACUCCAACUUAUGCUAUGGCUACUUGUUUUAUUAAUAAUGAAAGAUGGGAAGGUGUUCCUUUCUUUUUGCGUUGUGGCAAAGCAUUGAAUGAAAGAAAGGCAGACAUACGAAUUCAGUUCAGAGACGUACCCGGCGACAUUUUUCACGGACAAUGUAAAAGAAAUGAAUUGGUUAUUCGAGUACAACCUGGUGAAGCUGUUUAUGUUAAAAUGAUGACUAAAACACCUGGAAUGUCAUUUGAAUUGGAAGAAACAGAGCUAGAUCUAUCUUACAAUAGUCGAUAUAAAGAUUUAAUUAUGCCAGAUGCAUACGAACGUUUGCUUCUAGAUGUAUUCUGUGGAAGCCAAAUGCAUUUUGUUAGAAGUGAUGAGUUAGCAGAAGCAUGGCGUGUAUUUACACCAUUAUUGCAUAAGAUUGAAAACGAUAAGCCUAAGCCAGUAAAAUAUAUAUAUGGAAGUCGAGGUCCAAGUGAAGCUGAUGAAUUGGUUGAUCGUUUUGGAUUCAAAUUCUAUGGUACUUACAAAUGGCUUAAAAAUGACCCAUAGGAAAUGCUGACAAGUUAUUACAGUUGUAUUUGCAUGUGUGAUUUUAUACUGCAGGAUUUUUUUUUAAUGAAAUUAAUAAUAUUGUGAUAUAUAAUAAUGCACUAAUGAAUGAUUUGUGCAAUUUACAAUUUCUUAAGAUCUAAGAUGAUUUCAUACUUCAAAUCAUGCUAUAUAUAUUAUUUAUUAUACAUCAUUUCUUGAAUCUGCUUUUUCAUUUCGCAAAAUAUAGCUUUGCAUUGAUAAUUACAUAUAUUUUAUACUGUGAAUCAUAUAAGAAUUUGAUUUUAAUUAUUAAUAUUUUAAUUGUUUAUUUGAUCUUUGAAAAUUACUUUUUUUGGUUUAAUUUAUACAAUUGUUAAUUUUUAUGAUUUUUUAAUUUUUAUUUAGAAAUUUUAAUAUAAAUUUCAGUUUUAGGAACAUUGUGAAAGAAAAAGUUUUUGAAAAAUUUUUUUUUUUGCUAAUUUAAUUUAUACUUUUAAUAUGCAGAUACCAGCACUCAAUAUUUAUACUACAAAGGAUAUAAGCGUGUACUUUGCAAAUAACAUGCCCAAAACUCAGAUAUUAAUUAUUGAAUCGGAGUUAUAUAAUUUUUUUGUAAAAUGACAGAAAUAUUUUAAUUAAAAGGUUGGUAGAAGGGCAAACAAUUUUGGCAGUUAGAAAAUAUAAACUUUUAUUGAAUAUAUUCUGUAUGGAAAAAAAAUUUUUUUUUUUGAAUUCUAAGCUUGAAUAAUUUUUAUUGUUUCUUUUUUGUUACAUUUUAUUUUUUACAUUUAUUUUCAUAAAAAGCAAUAACUUUUAUUAAAAUGUACCAAAAUUACCUAUUUUCAGUUGAGUUGAUUUAGUAAAUGUAUUUUGAAAAUGUGGAUAAUGCGUAUUGAAAAUUUAAUGAUGCACAAGUUAAUAAACGGUUACAAUUUUGAUUGUUCUAAACAAUCUAGCCCUUUCCUACCUCUAUGCAUUCACCACUCUAUGAAUGUACAAAUUUUCUGCUUAUAGAUCUGCUUUUUAGUUGGUUCUUCAUUUUUUACUUUAUUUUCAUUAAUUAGUGAACAAAAAAUCAUAUUAAACUAUAUUGGUUUUAAAAACAUAAUUUUGUACUUAGAUGAAUGUUCUGCUUAAUUUUUUUUAUUUGAGAACAAAAUACCGGUAAGAAUAUUUUUACUUUGCACUUAUUAAAUCGCUUUUUAAUAUUUACACAGCGUUGUUGUGCCUCUAAUUAUACAAGUUAUACCCAAUUAUAUAUUUAUACAAGUGUAAUGAUUUGCUGUUGUGUAAAAAAUAAAGAUUAUUGAUUGUUA
Molecule: messenger RNA, 3192 nt
Organism: Parasteatoda tepidariorum (common house spider)
Lineage: Eukaryota; Metazoa; Arthropoda; Arachnida; Araneae; Theridiidae
Source: RefSeq, a predicted model, not a curated record